AUGCACUGGAAGGCCCUGGUCGCAAGCGUGCUCGUCGCGCCAUUGGCUAAUGCACUCAUUCGUUUCCCCUGCUCGCAACUUGUUACCGAGCGAUCCGAUCCGCUGGUAACGCCUGGGGAGGUCUCGCCCCAUCUACACCAGAUUGUUGGAGGAGUAGGUCAACUGCUUAUCUCCAAAUGA
Molecule: messenger RNA, 180 nt
Organism: Coprinopsis cinerea okayama7#130
Lineage: Eukaryota; Fungi; Basidiomycota; Agaricomycetes; Agaricales; Psathyrellaceae
Exons: 2
Coding region: 1-180 (59 amino acids)
Source: RefSeq, a predicted model, not a curated record